AGGAAAUACCGAAUUGGCAGUGAGUUUUUAUAGCUUCUUGUCUUAUGUGUAGCUUGAAAGUCACUGGCAUUUUCCCACGUACACCCUCAAAUACUGCGUAUUUCGUCUAAGUUGUCAAGAGGAAUAGUAACUGUUAAUAUAGAAGAGCCCUGACGCUGGGAAGUGAACUUAAUUUUUCGACCGCGUUUGGCUGCUGUCAUAUGGAAGCUACAUGUCUGUUGUUUCAGUCACUUAGAGGAUUCCUCACUGAACCUUACUUAGCAAACUACACAAAGUCACUGCAAUUCGAACUCUAGGAUAGGGGUAAGUACUAUAAGUUUUUCUGUUGAUUGUUUUGUAACUGUAUUAUUGCCGGUCGAUGUGUCAAUUCCUUAUUUCCGGGUAUGCAUGUAGGUAAGUAAACACUUUCACGUACUUUAUCGAAAUAUAAGAAUACACAUAUUUUUAUGAUUUACCUCUUUUAUUCAUUUAUGAUUCCUCAUCGUCACUGUUCAGCGCAAUUCCACAGUUAGAAAACCACUUCAAAGCUUAGAGUUGGAUGUAAUUGGCUGUACUUAUACCCGGGUAUUUAAGUAUUAUGUCACACUUAAGAAUGUUACUCACCGAUACUCAGUCUAACCAACUACCUACAAGAAAUAAAGUUUAGGCUUGGAGAGCCACAGAUUUAAGACAAACGUAGGACCCGCGGAUGGAAGAUAACCUCACGUUAUUAGGUCAAUUUUACCAUGAGACAAAAAUAGCUUAAAUUGCACAAAUAAGGAAAUUUCUUUACAUGAAUGAAUUCUCUGCUCCAGUGAUAAUCAUUAUCGCCGCUACAAUACGUCAUCUUACGAGGCGUCGGUAAUUGUACCGGUCAAAGCUUCUGAGGGUGGCCACCUUCGGGAAGUGGCCAUUAGUAGCAUAAAUAAUACCUGAACACUUACGAAAACUUGCAUAUUGUUCACAAACACUGUUUAUGAGGGGAAAAUUGUUCAAUAAUUUUUUAAAAAUCAUUGAAUGAUGCUGAGUUUCACUUGAAAGAAUUUCGCAAAUCGAGGACGCCGUGGGUGCAGGUACUGAUAGGCUCCUAAGGUUUCUUACAGGGCAACAAAACUUUGUAAAUUAUUCUGGUGGUGUAGCAGUUGUCUAGAAAAAAAUAUUAAACAAAUCAUUGUAAACUUUCCCACUCACUGGCGACGACAAAAAUUUCUGUGUUUUUGGCUUCACAACCUAUGACAAUAGGUUAUAAGGCACGUGACUUGAUCAUACUGAAAAAAAAACGAUGGAGCUUAAGCAACGACGACGAGGGUAGUGAAAACGUCGUCAAAAAACGAAUUUGCGUCCUUUCAAACUUUAUCGCCCCUAGUAGGGUCCGUUCAAUUUGUCAAAUGUAGGAGAUUUUUCCUGGAGUUGAAUUCUUAAGCGAACAAUUCUUGAAAGAAUCAUUUGUACAAACAGCAGCGAGGGAAAGUGUAGAUAAGGAUCAGCAAUACAGACGUAUAAGACCGUAUAACACUUAAAAUUGAAGGCAAGGUUGAUCGGACAGCUAUGGAUGGUAUGGGUAAUCUAUUUGCCCAAUAUUUCGCUUACACAAAACUAAUCUUCAUGUGGGGCUAGCUUAAAGCUAAUAUUGUAAAUCCAGGUUCAAAAAAAGAAACGAAAAUUCGUUGCCCGAUGUUCACGUCCUCUAUAAAACGGCGUCGUAUUACGUGGUUUCACGUUCAAGUCGUGCAGUGGACGUCAAAGAAAUGUACUAAAAAGCGUAAUGCUCGUGCAGAGCUGUUGGUUUGAAAAUAAAACCAAUUAUUUUUUGACGUUGUCGUCGUGGUCGUGGUUGAUUAAGCUCCCUAAUCUCGUUCCCGGAGGCCUCGAUCCUUUUAAAUAACCAAGACGAUUGCGGCCUCAGGGAACGAGAUGGCUGCAAACAAGGCUGUGACUGAACCGACAUCUCAGAAGUUUUUUUCACGGUAGUUACGUACGAAAACUUUGUAAAUGGUUAAAACUUAAGAGUCCUUAUAUAAUAAGUUGAUAGUUUCGUUACCUUGGGAAAACGAGUGUAGUCCUGUAACUAUAAUUGUAGUUGACAAUGAACUGGUGUUUUUACAACCUGUGCAUACAGAUUGGGUACAGCCACCCCCUCCCCUCAAAAAAAAAUCGGAAUUUUUAAGGGAAGGGAUGGAUUGUACACAGGCUAUAGACGUCAUGUGAAAAUGUAAUAUUAACUGCUAUGAGCUCAAUUUCUUGCCAUCACAGACCACUCCAAAAAAAUGGGCCUAGAUCCAAGUGAGCAGAUUACUGAGCGCGAAAUACAUGACUAUCACAUACCUGAAGACGUCGGGGUCCAUUGGAGGGAUCUUGCACGAGCCCUAAAUUUUUUCCAACAUGUUAUUAAGACCAUCAAAGAGGAAAAUGGCAACAAUCCCAAGGAGUGCUGCACGGACCUUCUGGUUCGAUGGAUGGGCCGAGAGGGAAGGGAUGCAACAGCUGGAAUAUUGGCUGACUCUUUAAGAAGUAUAGGACUCAAGAAUGUGGCUGACAGAUUGAUUUGCCCAAGAAAAGAUCCAAUCCAGGUAAACGGAUGUAGUGGAGAAGUUAGAAUAAAGUUUAAUGCAGCGUCUUGUGUAGCUUUAAUACGCCAGUAGUUUUACUGGUGCAUGCUAGGAAUAAACCGUAAAUGACCUAAUAAACGCCCACUUCCAAAUAAACGCUCCCUCUAUGCUGUUAAAAUUGUAUAUUUUGACUCCCCCAUAUUCAAUAUGAAAACCUUUAUUUAGGAUGCGUCAGUCAGUCAUCUGAUGCAGAUGUAUCAGCAAUGAUAUCCCUCUAGCAAAAUACUCACAUAUGUUCUAAGCUAGAACUUGUACCACGCCAGAUACGAAAAACCACCAAAAUACCACCCUUGGGAAGUGGCCAAAAAAUGUGUGGAAGUGUGUCUAAAUACUUAAUUCAUAAACUAUACCGCGAAAUAAGAAACAUUAUUCCAAAACAUGUACAGAUCUGAAGACGCAACAAAAUAAAAAGUAUAGAAAAGGAAAAUUUGCAAAACAAAACGAAAACUAUCAGACGGACAGAGCUGACGUAGAAUGGCACAAGUCUCGCGCCAAAACCAUAAAUAGUCCGAUACUAUAUCCCAGGAACACCAGCGCGCCGCUAUACCGUGCAAUCAGAAUAUUAAUUUCUAACUACCCCCCCCCCCCUCCCUAAUAGAGGCCCCCUAUUAGAAUUACUCCAAAAUACUAAGAAUAAGCUAAAAGAAGCAAAAUCAUCCGAUUCAUUCAGUUUAAUUCUUGCUUGAAUGAAAUACGCAAAGCCUUGAAUAACAAGGCUUUGCGUAUUUCAUCUUGUUCAAUGUCAAGUAAUGUUCUAAGCAAGGAUAGACUAAUGAUGGCAACACAAUAACUCUGAGCGAAGAUUCUGACAUCGAUGUCGGGAUUUGAAACAGCGAUAUGAAUCUCUAGAAGGCCUAGACGUAUCAAUUAAUGGAAGAGAUAUUCCCCUGUUUUCAACUCUCGUGAUAGUUUUGCCGAAAGCAUAUUAGGUUUGUUGAGCUUGUCACAGUUAUGAGAAUAAACGCCUCUCUCUUUUAAAAGCCCCCGCUUGGACCCCUAAAAUUGAAUAGACGUCCUGGGCGUUUAUAAGGUCAUUUAGUGUAUAGUGGCUAUCCAAUGGAUAAUUAUUGGGAAAACAAAUUCCAUUAUCAGUUGACUAUCCUUUGGAAAGAGAUUUAUCCAGUGGAUAUGGCAUUUUCAACCUUUCGAAAACAAAAGGACCUUGCAGAUCCAAGAGGUUAACCUGGCAUAACACAUUUUACAUACAUUUUUUAUUGUGUUUUAUGGUAAAAGUACAAUUUAUUACAUGCCCGCGGGUAGUAAAGCCAAUCUAGGCGGGUCAUGGCAGCAAAGGCAGUGUUUUUCAUAUUAAAGGGGUAGAAAUAUAUAACAUAGAACAUGGACUGGUUUUCCUGGUCUAGCCCACUAGUGGCGAAAAGCGCGGCUUUUUAGCGACAAAAAAUGAUUUUAAUCCUUUAAAAAUUCUGGCUUUAACUUGAUUUGACUUGAUUUUUUACCAAAUAGUUCGAUUUUACUAAAACAAUUAUUCCUCGAGCUCGAAUGGCCUCUGAGUCAAUAGCCUAUUCGGCCUUCAGUCUCAAGGGCUAUUGACUUAGAGCCCAUUCGGCCGGGCUCGAGGAAUAAUUGUUAAAUAUAUCCAGCAGAUAUAUAACGCUAUUGGUUUCCCGAAUACUUAUCCACCGGAUGGCGAUUAAUCCGAGUAUCGGUAGAUAGUGGUACAACUGGGCCUGGUUUAUUUCGAAAUUAAACUUGAAUGUUUUAUUUCUGCAUUUAAAAAUCCCUCUGCUUUCUUGUGAGGUUUAAAACCCCGGCGUCUUUGCCGAUAUCUUAUGUUGCAUCGAAGUCGAAGUCCUUCUGUGCAAAAAUCCUUAUUUAGAAUAUCUGCAUUUCUUUCCAGAUCAAGGGAUUCCAGGAGUUUCGUGAGGUGAAAGAUCAGUUAUCCAGUUUGGAAGCAAAGGUAUCAAAAAUAUAUAAGAACGUAAAAAGUGUGCACUUGCGUGUAAACUGAAACGUCCACAUGACCAUUCGGAGAAAAAUUGUCUAAAUGUUAAUGCAUUUCUUGUUGCUCCGUACACAGGUUAUUAGCAUGAGUGCCAGAAUUAAGGAAUUGGAAGAAGAGGUAAGCUACAAAUAUCCAUGAGACUGAAGUUCGAAUCUCCGAUUCGAAUCCGAAAGUGGCUUUUUAUAAAAAAUUAUCGUAUCAAUAAAGACAGCAAUUAGUGAAGGCAAGCUGCAUUUCGUAAAACUGAUUUUGCGCCUCUGAGUGUUUAUUGCUGCUUGUAUUACAUUAAUAUUCACCCCAUGCCGACAGCGUAAAAGUUUUAAAAGAAAUGGAAAUUAAAUAGUGCGGAUGCCGGUUUAAACGCAAAAAGACGAUGAUAAACAAUCGCAAGAACGAAACAUUAGGGCCAUUUAUACGAGGAAAAAUAAGACGCGUCUUAAAUAAGACGCAAACUGUACCAUUUAUACCAGCAUGUCUUAUCUAAUAAGACGCGUCUUAGCUAAGCCGCGUCUUAUUUUCGACGAAAUGUGCCGUUUAUACGGAAAGUUCGCGUCUUAUGUAAGACGCGCCUUAUUUUUCCUCGUAUAAAUGGCCCUAUUGUGACAUUCGUUUUUCAAUUUAAAAAAAUAUUUCGCACAUUAAUAGACAAUUUCCGAGUUCACCCAGACCUCUGUAUCAAAACGAGGUUAAGCGCUCAGCCUUUGAUAUAGAAAUGACUUUUCAUUCUAAUGCAAAUAUAACUCAUUUUCACAAGAAAGGUUGUGCACUUGGCCUCAUUUUGAAAGUGAGGGUUUUUGGAACUCGGAAGUGCCCUAUUGGUGUGUUGACAGGCCAGUGCUUCACGCAUGCGCACAGCUAUAUCACCUAGGCAGGGGCUAAGGGCAGGGGCAGCCAUGGACAGCUAUUUCGCCCUUAUUGGGGCUCAUCAGCAUGGUAUUGCCGUCAGGUCUAUGAACGGGCCAAGCCAAGCGAGUGCAAAAGCACUCGUUUAAGCGUCAGCUCCACACAACGCUUGUGGGAGCUGUUGGCUGGGAACCGCACGGCAGUUCUUCAACGGCGUGCCCGUUCAUAAACCCGACGGGCUAUGCCAUGCUGAUGAGCCCUAAUAAGGGCGAAACAUGCUGAUGUCCAUGCCUACCACUUCCCAGGUGAUAUGGCUGUGUGCAUGCGUGAGGUACUGGCCAGGCCGUGGGUUGGUUUACGUGUACCGCUUUCCUAAAGUUUGUCUUAUUUUUUUUUGUUGGUAUUAUUUUUCCCACAGAACCAGGAAUUGCGUGCUAGACUAGGAUUGGAAGCCGCAGGGCUACAUGAACAGGUAGUAAAUCACGUGCUCAGUCUUUCUUGAAGGAGUUCUUCAAACCAAGGUUAUCUUCCCUCCUAAGUUUACCGCAAACGGAACAUAUGCGUGGCUCAGGCCGAGCUCUGCACACAAAGCUCCCGGCGUGGGGCGGAGAGGGGGAGGAGAGGGGGUGGGAACACUACUUGGGGUGGGUGCGAAGGAGAAAAACUUACUGGUCAUAAACUGCGCACGGAAAUACCUUCCCAUAAGGCGAUUUACAACAGAAACCACUCGAGUAUUAGAUUAUGCCGUCUCAACAGAGUGUAUUAUUAUUAUUAUUAUUAUUAUUCAUUUUGGAAACAAGGAAAAGCUACUUUGUGGAACAUAGUCUUAUUGGUAUACCAUGUUAGAAACGGAAGAUGACUAACUAGUCCUCCCUCAAAUAGCUAAAGUUCAAACCUUUCUUACGUCAAUUAACCUUAGUUUGCACCGCUGUUUAUUCCAUGUAUUCUUUUUUCUCUUUAUGGCCAUUGUAGUAUGUGGUAUACGUAGAAGAACCUGAUCAAGCUGCUCGAGAGCGUUCAGUCAGUGAUAAGUUAAAAGAUGUAGACGAUCGGCUUAAGGCUUACGUGAUAUCACCUUUGGAGGUUCCAGAAGUACAACAAGAUCAGCUAGAUACACCAGUCAAAAUAGAUCUGCUAACAAAGAUUUCCAGGCGUUUGCAAGAGCUAUACAGCGCAAUGCAAGCUUUGGUUGGUGAAGCUUGUCAAUGCAGCGAAGACCUGAAGGGAGACUACUACGAUCUGGCCAAUAAUGGGCUCAGAGCAGCACACAAUGACGUUAUACACAGGGUCAAUGAUCUAAAAUCUUUGCAAAAGAAAAUGACUGAGGAAGAAAAAGGCAAUUUUCAAAAGCUACAAACUUAUCAGAGUAACCGGCAAAGGCAGGUCGAGCUGCUAGAUCACCUGUGGAGAAGUCUCUUCAAAUCCGUAAGUCACUCUGGUUUUAUUUGCCAUUCUGCAGAACAGAGGUCGAAUUCAAAGCUAACGUGAGACGUAAGGUUAUUAUUAAGAAGCAAGACUUUGGUCCAGUAAACACAUUAUUCGCUGUGUUAAUUACGUCAAUAAAUUAUCACCAUUUUUUCAAGCAGCAGCGAAGGAAAAUCGAAAUUAUUUUAAAGCUUUCGACAGAUAACAGUCUUGUUCACGGAAUCAUAAGAUCACCUUAGGUCAUAACUUAGCUUAAGAGAGAUUUAUAUAAAAUCGGAAAACGCAGAAGUAGAUUUGGAAACUCAUUUCAAGGGCGUGGUUUUAUUUUUCGGUGCCAAGUUUGGGCUCACGAGACAAAAACAGGUGUUGGCGACGAUGAUAUCAAUAAGUGGCAAAAAGCUGUCUCAUAUUCAUCCUCUGAUGUAGUGUUACAAGUAAUGCAAAGUCCAAGGCCGAGCUUAGUCAGUUUCCUCGGUCGACCCAAACAUCGAUGUCAGCAAUCAUCUGUUAACUAGAAAUUGUUUUUUUUUUUUUCAUGAUUUGCAGCCCGAACCCCUCCCUAAGACUCCAGUGUCUCAACCUCUUGUCACGAGUGAGAAGCCAAGCGACAGUAAAAAAGUAAGUAACUGUACUCUAGUUUGUUAUCAGUUUUUCACCACAGGUUCCAAGUGAAAAGAACUAGCAGUUCCUUUUUAAGAGGUUUGUCAUCUUCAUAAUAUUUUUAUUGUUUAUUAUGAAGUGUGGUGUGUUUAAUCUUACAACUGAAAUUUUUGUUGUUAAAUUUAGUAGAAAGCGCCUUUGAGUAAGGCCCCGUCUAUAUGGAGAAGCGUCUUCCCUGGAAAGAGAUUCACCCUCCCCUUCCAGCCAUUACGUCCCAACGGUAUAGAUCCUGCGCGCUGUAUAGAUUAUAGGUUUUAUUACUGUGGAUUCUUUCUGUCUUCUCCAGCUACCUUACCUCUCAGUAUUGGUUAAGUUGCUAAAUGCCAUUCAUUUGAAUUUAUCUGACACAAAUAUAACUCUCUAAGGUAGUGUGAUAAUAGAACUAACUGACUGUACUUUUAAUUUUAUUGGCUAUGUGUAGAAGCUUUCGAGACAUUCAGACCCAGGAGCAAGGCCAAAACAACUGAAAUCAGGCGGAGACGUCGCACGUGCUGAAGGACCCUCACCUAGCAAAGAUGAAGGAGUAGAUGAAGUGUGCUUAAAUGUAGGUAUCCCAAAUUCGCACUCGGCUAGUAUUUCAUUUACUUUUUACUUGUUGUGUGUAAUUAAAUUCACCGUCGUGACCAAAAAUAUUGAGGAAAUAAAUCGCGAUUACCCUGGUCCAUCCGCCAUGGAUCCGCCCCUUGACAUUUGGACAGUAGAUAUUUUAGGGGGGGGGGGGGGGUAAAUUUAUGACUCAACAUGUCUCCGUCGUUUUUUUUUUGUUUUUUUUUUUUUUGUUUUUGUUUAAAAAAAUCCCCGGCGGCAACAAAAAAUAUUAAGAAAAAAAGGCCUCUUCCCCUGGCCCCCCCCGCGAUGGCCCCCCCCCUUGUAUGUUGGGGAGUAUAUUUUUGGGGGGGGGGGGGGGUAAUGAAUUGUUCGAGAGCUACGCUAUUUAUAAGAAUUUCGUGAAAGUAAAAAACCUUCGUUUUUACUUAUGCGAGGCGUCUUUAUCUUGCAGUUCACGCAACAGAAAUCAGCAAUUGGAACAAUUAAAAGCUUGCUAACAAGGAAGGACAAUGAUGAAAAACAGUGUUCCGUUGUUUCGUACACUCCAAGAAGGGAUUCCUAGUUGCCUUGGUGAUCAGGGCAGGAAUGACUGUCACAGAAGAAAAUUGUGUCGUGGAAGUUAAAAAAUUAAAGAGGCAAUUCCAAAAAGUACUCUGCGAACACAGUACGCUGUCAUUGCUCACGGCCGACAAGGGCUAAUUUUUUCCAGGCGUGUAGAAGAUUGUCUUGGUGUAUUAUAGGAUAGCAUAUCAUAGUAUGACAUGGUAUCGCAUAGUACGGCAGUAUAUAGCAAAUUAUGGUCUAGAGCGUAGUAUAGCAUAACAUAGUAUAGUUCAUUAAAGUACUGUACAGUACAAUGUAGUGUUUUCGUACAGUGUAGUAUAUAGCCUGUGCCAUAGUGGGGGAGACGCCGGGUGACGCUAGACUUGCCACAAGUCGACUGCGUGAACGCCGACGGGCUUUGAGAAAGUCUAGGGUGACGCAUUAGUGAAAGGCACUCGAAAACAUGAGAGUGUGAUCUGGGAAAAGGGGGCGGUGGUUCUCCCCAGUUUCCUCCGGUUUUAUUUUCGUGUUCGUGCUUUAGCAAAUUUCGCGGUCCCGACUAUCUCGGAGCCUGGAACAGGCUAUGUAGUGUACAGCCCAGUUUAGUGUAGUGUAGCCGUGUAGUGUAGUGUGGUGUACAGCCCUGUGUAGUGUAGUGCAGUGCAGUGUAGUAUAGUGUAGUGUAGUGUAGUGUAGUGUAGUGUAGUGUAGUGUAGUGUAGUGUAGUGUAGUGUAGUGUAGUGUAGUGUAGUGUAGCCGUGUGGUGUAAUGUAGUGUACAGCCCAGUGUGGUGCAGUGUAGUGCAGUGUAUUGUUGUGUAGUGUAGUGUAGUGUAGUGUAGUGUAGUAUAGUGUAGUGUAGUGUAGUGUAGUGUAGUGUAGUGCAGUGCAGUGCAGUGUAGUGCAGUGUAGUGUAGUCAUUAGUUUAAUGUAGGAUAGUAUGGUAUAGAAUUUGCUAAACAAAUAUUGAUCAGGGCACGUGUGAGUCUCUCUGGUUCCACUGUUCCUUAGUAUAUCGCGCUUAUUUUGAUGCAAACUGACUGAGUGUUGAAAGUUAAAAGUAAUGCCACAUAACCAGAAAUCAAAGCCAGUCGGCAUGUAUCCUGCUCCAUGCCCAGAAAAAUACGUGCAACCUCAACUAAUGAUAUCAAACCCGAGAUUAUUUUUUUACUUCUAUUUGAGGAGGUGAUACGAGUUUUUACAAAAGAUUAUCGGGCAUGGCAUUACAAAUCCUACGUAAAAAAAGUCAGUUACGUACUAGUACUUCGAUUUUUACUGCUAUUUUUUUAAGUUAUAUUAUUAAAUUUUACAUACAGAAUGUUCUUGUUUCAUUGUUUUAGAAGACACUUAUAGUUAUACUAAUUUUUGGUUGAACUUGCAGCAAAUCUUGGGAAUGAGAUGGUGACUGCAUGGAAAAGAAAAUGGUAAAUUCCUUUGCAUGAUAAUGGGCGAGAAUUGAAGAGCUCUAUUUAACCUUAGCAUAUACUUACUAGAGCAAUAAUGAUAAUAUAGGUUU
Messenger RNA from Porites evermanni, 10086 nucleotides. The record is from the annotation of a GenBank genome assembly. NCBI's taxonomy places the organism in Eukaryota, Metazoa, Cnidaria, Anthozoa, Scleractinia, Poritidae.